AUGUUAACUAAAGGAGGCUUUUCACUGAUUUCUAACGUAGAAAAAUUUGCUAAUGCUACAUUAACGGUUUUACCUCUUCGACGUCUUUGCUUAACUCGUACUAUUUAUGCAUUCACAAGCGAAAAGUCAUCGAAGACUCUUAAGGUGCCUCUUUCUCGGUUUGAACCAAAUAAAUAUAUUAAUUAUGAAAAAAAUGUAUCUGUUUUGCAUACUGUCAAAAAAAGACUUAAUCAUCCAUUAACACUUUCUGAAAAAAUUCUUUAUUCACAUCUUGAUGAUCCACAAAAUCAAAAAAUUGAACGUGAUAAAUCAUAUUUACAUUUACGUCCUGAUCGUGUUGCUAUGCAAGAUGCUACUGCUCAAAUGGCUGUACUUCAAUUUAUGUCAUCUGGUUUACCAACUGUUUUAAGUCCAACUACCAUUCAUUGUGAUCAUUUGAUUGAAGCACAAAUUGGUGGAGAUGAAGAUUUAAAACGAGCAAAGGAUCUUAAUAAGGAAGUAUAUAAUUUCUUGGCAACAGCAAGUGCAAAAUAUGGUAUCGGUUUUUGGAAGCCAGGUAGUGGUAUUAUUCAUCAAAUUAUUCUAGAAAACUAUGCUUAUCCAGGUUUAUUACUAAUUGGUACUGAUAGUCAUACACCCAAUGGUGGUGGUCUAGGUGGACUUUGUGUUGGUGUUGGUGGUGCUGAUGCUGUUGAUGUUAUGGCUAACAUGCCAUGGGAAAUUAAAUGUCCAAAAAUUAUUGGUGUUCGAUUAACAGGUCAAUUAAAUGGAUGGACAGCACCAAAAGAUGUUAUUCUUAAAUUAGCUGGUAUUUUAACAGUCAAAGGUGGUACUGGUUCAAUCAUUGAAUAUUUUGGACCUGGUAUUGAAUCAAUUUCAUGUACUGGAAUGGGUACCAUUUGUAAUAUGGGUGCAGAAAUAGGUGCUACAACAUCAGUAUUUCCUUAUAAUAAACGUAUGGCUGAAUAUCUUAAAGCAACAAAACGUGAAGAGAUUGCUAAUCUUGCUAAUCAACAUAAAAGUGAACUUUUAACAGCUGAUGAUGAUGCAAAAUAUGAUCGAAUUAUUGAUAUUAAUUUAUCUGAACUUGAACCACAUGUAAAUGGUCCAUUUACACCUGAUCUUGCACAUCCAAUACAUAAAUUAGCUAAAGAAGCAGAAAAAAAUCAAUGGCCACUUGAUAUUCGAGUUGGUCUUAUUGGUAGUUGUACAAAUAGUUCAUAUGAAGAUAUGACACGAGCAGCUAGUAUUGCUCAACAAGCAAUUGAUAAAGGCAUUAAAGCUAAAUCAAUAUUUACAGUUACACCAGGUUCAGAACAAGUACGAGCAACAAUUGAACGUGAUGGAAUUGCUGAAAAACUUCGUCGUAUGGGUGGAAUAGUUUUAGCAAAUGCUUGUGGUCCAUGUAUUGGCCAAUGGGAUCGUAAAGAUAUAAAAAGAGGUGAAAAAAAUACUAUAAUUUCAUCUUAUAAUCGUAAUUUUGUUGGACGCAAUGAUGCUAAUCCUGGAACACAUGCAUUUGUUACAUCACCAGAUCUUGUUACAGCAAUGGUUUUAAGUGGUGAUCUUCGUUUUAAUCCUUUAACUGAUUCUUUAACAGCUGCUGAUGGUACUAAAUUUAAAUUACAACCACCAACUGGUGAGAAUUUACCAUCAAAAGGUUUUGAUCCUGGUGUUGAUACUUAUCAAGAACCACCAAAAGAUGGUAGUUCACUUAAAGUUGAUGUUGAUCCAAAAAGUAGUCGAUUUCAAUUACGUGAACCAUUUGAACCAUGGGAUGGAAAAGAUUUUAUUGAUUUACCGAUAUUAAUUAAAAUAAAAGGAAUAUGUACAACAGAUCAUAUUAGUCCUCCUGGACCAUGGCUAAAAUAUCGUGGACAUUUGGAUAAUAUUUCAAAUAUUACGUUUAUCCCGUAUGUAUAA
Rotaria sp. Silwood2 is the source of this 1923-nucleotide messenger RNA. The record is from the annotation of a GenBank genome assembly. Lineage: Eukaryota; Metazoa; Rotifera; Eurotatoria; Philodinida; Philodinidae.